AUGCAGUCGACCUCAGAAGCUGAGUGCGCAUCCAUUGUUCUCGAAGGCCUUCUCGCUGACUAUUGCAAUGUCUGCGCCGCAGCCUUGUUCGUAUAUGAUAUGAUUAUUACGUUCUCCAGGGAGGUCACGCAUGUAUGGGGCCGGCGGCUCACCACUGCCACUGCGCUGUUUAUGAUCAACCGGUACUCUACACUAGCAAAUAGGCUCUUGAUAUUGCUCCCAAUGUCACCAUGGUACAUAGCGACAACACAGGUCUGUACCAUUGUAGGUCGCCUGUACACGGUGUCCGGAGUGCUCAGCAUCAUGGCAAUCGCAGUUUUUUUUGCUCUCCGAGUGCAUGCUAUCUCGGGGCGUGAUCGGACGCUGUCAUUCUUUGUCUUGACUUUAGGCAUCGUGCUGCCAGGCGGUUACAUCUAUGAAGAGAUCAAAACCACGUACUCAGCACCAUCACCCCUAGCACGUGACAGAAGGUGUCAACAAACAGUAUUCUGGAGCACGAGCACCCAUCUACUACUGGGAACCAUUUGCCGUUGCGCAACGGUGGCUGCGGAUUUGGUCACUUUGUGCAUCACUUUGGACAAUACAUUAAAGCUUCGUAGAGCGACCCCAGAGGGAGGUCGUGGUAGAAAACUUGUCGAGCUUUUGAUUAGAGAUGGCUCAUUAUACUUCGGCGUAAUCCUGACACUCAACGCUCUAGAUAUCGUUCUACUUCAGGCUAGCAAUUUCGGCACCGUGGGGAAUAUUAUAAACACACUCAGUGUUAUACUGGUUUGCCGGCUCACUCUCAACCUACGGGAGUUCGCAGUGGAAGAGGAUCCGUCUGUCCCCCAAUUUUCCAGCGUUAAAGAAGCCCCUUCAAUGACAUUUGGCUCUUCGGAUACGCCGCCUGAUUUUCACGAUGGUGCCGAAGGCGACUAUGAGAGGUCGAACAACGACCAAGGAGGCCAGCUGCUUCGUGACGAGAUCCACCCUCUAGACACGGAGAAUCCUUGACGACGGCGACAAUCAAUCCCCAUAGAGUCGUAUACUGUAUCUCAUAUCUCAGAACGACAUAGUCCUAACAUACACAGCAUUGUCAACCCCAAACAACAGCUACAGUAGUCAAUAGGAAUAUACAGUAUGAUAAUUGUCUAAUAAUACAAACCGCUGG
Somion occarium is the source of this 1150-nucleotide messenger RNA. The record is from the annotation of a GenBank genome assembly. NCBI's taxonomy places the organism in Eukaryota, Fungi, Basidiomycota, Agaricomycetes, Polyporales, Cerrenaceae.